AUGGAUGUCAAAAAUGCAUUCCUUAAUGGCAAUCUUCAAGAGGAAGUUUACAUGCAUCAUCCAUCUAGGUUUGUUUCUCAAGAUAAGUCAUUGGUUUGUCGACUCCGUAAAGAAAUUUACGGUCUCAAACAAGCUCCUCGUACAUGGUUUAAGCAUUUUCGGGAUGUCAUUCUUGCAACUGGCUUCACUCAAAGUAAACAUAAUCACUCUAUGUUUAUUCGUACCACAAAGCAUGAAAUUUACAUUAUUUUAUUAUACGUUGAUGAUAUUCUUAUCUCUGGUAAUGAUUUCAGUUCCAUCAAGAAUAAGUAUGCACUUGACCUUGUUUCCAGUGCCCGAUUGAAUGAUGCGAAGGUUGUUGAUAUACCCAUGGAACUCAAUGUUAAACUUUUUACACAUGUUGGAGAUCCUCUUCUUGAGCCUACGAUGUAUCGCAAACUCGUCAGCUCCCUCAUCUAUCUCACUAUGACUCGCCCAGAUAUUGCAUAUGUUGUCCAUGUUGUGAACCAAUUUAUUUCAGAUCCUCGACGACUACAUCUAUCAACACUUCAUCCAAUUUUAUACUAUGUUCGAGGUACUUCCAUUCGUGGAUUAUUCUUUGACUCCACAUCAUCUUUAGAUCUCAGUGCAUAUGCAGAUGCAGAUUGGGCAGGUGAUCUUGACACUUGCCGUUCUACUACAGGAUAUUGUGUAUUUCUUGGGUCAUCAUUAAUAUCAUGGAAGAGCAAAAAACAUGAUACUAUUUCAAAGUUAAGCAUUGAAGUUGAGUAUCGUGCCAUGUCCUCUGUUGCUAAUGAGAUUGUUUGGGUUCGUGCCCUUCUCAAUGAGUUUGGUAUCUCUAUUUCAAAUCCCACACCUUUAUAUGCAGAUAACCAAAGUGUGAUUAAGAUUGUAUCUAAUCCAGUUUUUCAUGAGCGGACCAAGCAUAUUAACAUAGAUUGUCAUUAUAUUUGUGAUCGCUAUCUUGAUGAUACAUUAUCUCUCCUUUAUGUUUCUUCUACUGCUCAAACGACUGAUAUUUUCACCAAAUUUGUUACUCGAAGCCGCCAUAAUUUUCUAGUGGACAAGCUAAUGCUUUACUCAUGUCCACAUUAG
Amborella trichopoda is the source of this 1095-nucleotide messenger RNA. The record is from RefSeq and is a predicted model, not a curated record. NCBI's taxonomy places the organism in Eukaryota, Viridiplantae, Streptophyta, Magnoliopsida, Amborellales, Amborellaceae.